This is a messenger RNA of Dibothriocephalus latus, 462 nucleotides long. The record is from the annotation of a GenBank genome assembly. Lineage: Eukaryota; Metazoa; Platyhelminthes; Cestoda; Diphyllobothriidea; Diphyllobothriidae.
AUGCAAGAAAGCCCUGAUAUCACCAGGGAAACUUCCCGGGCUCUGAGCGCCCCACCACCGUCCCAGAUGGCAGUCGCAGCGGCAGAGAAGGAGGAGGAGGAGGGGGUGGGGGCUGAGGACGAGGUACAGCACACGAUGCGAGAGACGAGCGACAGCGUUUUUUCCACUGAUGAUCGCGAAAAGAGAUUGGCGUUACCACCAUCAACAGUAUCGUUAAUCUCCACGCCGGAAACGGAAUACAGGAAUAGUUUUGGUCGUGGAUCUCUGACUGGCUCGUUGCUUGGCCCCCACGAAACGUUACCACCACCAUCACUAAUCUCGGCGCCAGAAUCGGAAUACAGAAACAGUUUUAAUCGUACAUCUCUGAAUAACCCGUUGGUUGGUCCAAGCCCCACUGCGCCUAUUGUGACGCCACCGCGAGUUUCCAUGGAAUCGGCAUCCGAGGCGUCACCACCGACAUAA